UUAUAAGAAAAACACUUGUGUUUGGGAAUAGGUUUUUCUGAUUUACAAUACUGAUAUAUUUCAUAAAAUGGCAUGUCAUAAAAAAUCAUUUUCAUGAAGGUAAUUCACACCCUGAUUUCUGUAUUGUUUAACUUCAAUAGAUUUAAAUUUGAUUUUUUGUAUCUCAAAAUAAACAGUAAAUAAUUCAGUGUGUGUAAACCACUUUUCGUGACAGUGUGGAGAUGUCUCUUAUAACAUCACGCUGAGAAAUCUAAUCAAUCAGUUCACUAGAUUGAUAAAAUGUUAAAUUAUUAGACACUGAAGGCUGGAGACCUCCUAGAAGCCCUUUAGCGACCCCUGGGACACCCUGGACCGCAUAUUGGGAACCGCUAAUGGUCUGCUAGGGACUGUAUUCCCUGGGUGGACCAAUGACAGACAGGUGGCGCUGCUUCACCGGCGCUGAUGGGUCGGCCAGUGUGAAGGAGCAGAAGUUUGUUCUGCGCUGUGUUUUUACGCAGGCGCAGAUCAUGCUGUUUGUCCAGUUUCGCUGGUUGAGUUUUACCUGUGAGGUAGACUAGUUUCGGCUCGCCGGUGGGAAGAAGAGCUACCGAGCACCGUCCGGUCCAGAGGUGACGAGACUUUUUCCUCCUCCCCUCCUCCCCUGGACCGUGUGACUCAGGGGUUCCCGCUGCGGAGCGUCGGCCGGGAUUUCUCCGGGAUUUUAGAGUCGGUGCGCAACAGCGAGCGAGGCAGGAGGCAGGUGCACGGGAGAGGAGGACAGGACAGGGGGAGGAGGAGGAGGGCUGCUUCCGUGAGAGACUCCUGUCGUUCACACCACAACGAAUGACUGGAAAUCAACUGGUUGGCGCCUCGGUGGUCGAUCUGUGUGAGUUUCAUUAGUAUGCGGCCGGAGUCUCCCCGCUGCUGCCGACUGGACUGAUCGGCAGCCCUGAAGUCUCCUCCGUGGCUGCUGAGUGACUCCUCGCCCCGGGGAGGACGAGGGGGAGGAGGAGGCGGCGGCAGCACAAGCAGGACCCCGGCUGCACCGACUGGUCGCUGGGGCUCUUUUCACGCACACAGCGCGGACCUCCUCGCCCUGUGGAUCAAGAAGAUGAUGGGCUUUCUGCGCCGGACGUUCAGCCGCCGGUCACGGAGCCGGUUCCAGGCGAGAGAGAGGGACGAGCGGGACGGUAAAGGAGGAGGAGGAGGAGGAGCAGGAGGAGGGAUGACCGGGAACCCCCUGCUCAUGGCUCAUCAGCAGCAGGUCGUCCACGCGCCUGCCGUAGUGACCGGUGGAGCGUCGGUCCACAUCCCGGCUGCCGGGACGGCGCGGACCACCAUCACCUGUAGGGUCCUGCUGCUGGACGGCUCGGACGUCAAUGUGGAUUUGCCUAGCAAGUCCAAAGGCCAGGACCUUUUUGACCAGAUCAUGUAUCACAUAGAUCUGGUUGAGACAGACUACUUUGGACUGCAGUACAUGGACACAGACCAAAUCUCACACUGGCUGGAUAUGUCCAAGCUUAUAAAGAAGCAGAUCCAAGAUGGGCCACCAUUUAGACUGUUUUUCAGAGUGAAAUUUUACUCUUCAGAGCCAAAUAACCUGCGUGAGGAAUUCACAAGGUAUCUGUUUGUGUUGCAGCUUCGACAAGACAUCUUGUCUGGCAAAUUGAAAUGUCCGUAUGAAGUCUCAGUAGAGCUGGCGUCGUAUUGUUUACAAAGUGAGCUUGGAGACUGCGACCCCUUGGAGCACUCUCCUGAGCUGGUGUCAGAGUUUCGUUUCACUCCUAAACAGAGCGAGGCCAUGGAGGCGGACAUAUUCGGCAGGUGGCUGGACCUUAGGGGAAAGAGCCCGUCUCAAGCAGAGAUCUCCUUCCUCAACAAAUGCAAGUGGCUGGAGCUUUACGGAGUAGAUAUGCACUUUGUUAAGGGCAAAGAUGGAGGAGAGUAUGCACUAGGUCUCACUCCCACUGGCAUCUUGGUAUUUGAGGGCUCCAACAAAAUUGGUCUCUUCUUCUGGCCCAAAAUCACUCGGCUGGACUUUAAAAAGAGUCGACUCACGUUGGUCGUGGUGGAGGACGACGAUCAGGGCCGGGAGCAGGAGCAUACGUUUGUGUUCCAGCUGGCCAGCUCCAAGACCUGCAAACACCUGUGGAAGUGCGCCGUGGAGAGCCACGCCUUCUUCCGGCUACGCCAGCCAGCCACAGGCAAGGCCAGCCGCAAUGACUUCACGCGACUCGGGUCUCGCUUCAGAUUCAGUGGUAAGACAGAGUACCAGGCCACUCAUGGAGGCAGACUGAGGCGAGCCAGCACGUUUGAGAGAAGGCCAAGCAAGCGUUACCCCUCCCGCACACAUUCACUGGGUAAAGUUACCAUUUCUCCAGCCAAGCCACCACACAUCAGCUCUCACGCCAGCCCUGAUCCGAGCCUACAUCCGUACCAGCACAACAUUCCUAUUGGUCACGAGCCGUGGCACCCGCAGCAUCCUGCUCUCACACCCCCAGUUUACCUGCAGCCCUCUGGACGCACGCCUCCUCACAGUUACCCUCUGAGCGGUCCUGCUACAGACCAUCAGUUCAGCGUUGAGGAGAAUGAGACUUCUUAUUCUGGCAAGAUGCACCACCAUCAUCGUCGCCACACACACAGCCAGGACACGCUCUGCCAUACACACACCAAGAACAAACGUCGAGUUCCUCCCUGCCCAGCUGAUGAGAUGGAGAUCUCUCAGUCUCUUCUCAAGGCUCUGGAGUCGGACAGUGAUUCUCCUCCCUGGCCUUCACUACACGUCAACAUGGACAAGGGAGAUGAGAAGCAGCUUUCAGAAAAGUCUCUCCACCCUCCUGCCUCCCCAGCGAUGCUCCCAGACCAUCUUAAGUGUAACAUCCUCAAGGCCCAGAUGGAGGCAGCUUUCAGGAAGGAACCUCCAACAACGCCUAGAGGAAAGAACUCAAAUGAGACCCUUAAUGACAGAUAUCAGAGCUCGUCUCAAGACUCAGCUGGAUCCAGUCUCACCGCAGACAAAACUCCCCACCGGCAAGAGUGCAACCCGACGCCAGAGAGGCCCCAACCCAAAGCCAACACAGGCACCAAUCGCAGGAAACGACUGGUCAGACAGUUCAGCUUUAACCAUGAAGAUGAAGAUAAUCUACCAGAAGCGCUUGCAGCCAUCUCCUCCCAGAGUAUGGCAAAGUCAGGCUCCAGCAGCUCAUUGGACAAACAGAUACAGCCGUCUAUAUACCCACAGGUGGAUAAUAUGCCAGCACUGGAACUGGGUAGUCCGUGCUGUCUCUCUCCUUCGCCUUCUCCCCACGUCUCCCCUUCUUACUAUCGUAGCUCCAUUCCUCACCUGGUCCCUUACUUUGCUGCCCAUAACGACAGCGGAGAGGAAAUGAGGCUGGACAGAGAGAAGAUACUAAGAGCCCUCCUCAUGACAGAGCUCUGAGACAUUGACCUUCGACCCCUGUGACAUUGCUGCCACGUCCAGCAGGCCAGGCAUUGAGGGUGGAAAGUGAAAGUGGAUAUUGGUGACCCAAAGGUGUUAGCUGCAAUCAGCAUUUGUAUAUUUGCAUAAUACAUUCAGUAGGUAUGAAUAUAUGUAUAUUUGCAUAAAGGCAAUUGUUAUAUUUGCUUAAUGGUUACUUAAGAAGGAUCUUUAUAUUCUUAAAACUGAAAAUGUAUUAACUGUAAGUGAGCUUGAAUCAAACUGACUCACAGGCUAACUGACUGACUCACACAUUCACACACAUUACAGAAAAGCUACAGAUGUGACUGGUGCUGCCUGCAUGAUAAAUAUGUUACAAGAUGAAAUGUUAUCUGAUUUACUUUGAGGUUAUGUUUAGUUUUUAUGUGAUUUCAUCAUCACUGUGUCUUUGUUGAACUGUG
Scomber japonicus (chub mackerel) is the source of this 3858-nucleotide messenger RNA. RefSeq names its product erythrocyte membrane protein band 4.1 like 4B (gene epb41l4b). NCBI's taxonomy places the organism in Eukaryota, Metazoa, Chordata, Actinopteri, Scombriformes, Scombridae. The record is from RefSeq and is a predicted model, not a curated record. The transcript is spliced from 23 exons. Gene Ontology annotation, cellular component: cytoskeleton. Bases 1091 to 3418 code for a protein of 775 amino acids. Gene Ontology annotation, molecular function: cytoskeletal protein binding.